This is a messenger RNA of Dichotomopilus funicola, 1716 nucleotides long. RefSeq lists its product as uncharacterized. Bases 1 to 1716 code for a protein of 571 amino acids. The transcript is spliced from 4 exons. NCBI's taxonomy places the organism in Eukaryota, Fungi, Ascomycota, Sordariomycetes, Sordariales, Chaetomiaceae. The record is from RefSeq and is a predicted model, not a curated record.
AUGCCACUCAAAAUCGAUAUUUCCGACACUGCGAUUGAUCGCGAGGAAGAAGUCCACCAACUUCACAUGUGGGGAAUCCAAACAUCGCUGUGGAAGAACAAUUGCAUGACAUGCGGCCGCGAAACGGACGAAACCCAACGAAUUCGGUGCAACUGCGGCGAAGGCGUUUUCUGCAGCGAUGACUGCAAUACGCUUCGCCCGAGUGGCAACCACCGACGAGCUGUCGUUUUGCACAACGAUGAGCCUCAUCUCAGUCUGGUUUGGGCUGAAGUGCGGGAUGAUCAUUUAGUCAUUGACCAUCCGAGUCUUGAUAAAUGUUAUGGGUACCCUGGCAUCGGCGCAUCGUGGUUGGACCUGGCCGUGAUCAACCCGGCCUGUCCAAACGACGGCAACUUCCGAUACCUAGGCCACGGGUUGGUAAUGGCGUUCUCUUCGACGAUGAUGGACCCCGAUGUCACGAUUGACCCGAAAUGGCGAAAUAAGGCGGUUACAGACAUUGCUGGACCGGGAUAUCGCAACUUGUGGCCAGGCCCUUUGGUCUUCUUCUGCUACGGAUAUGACAUGAGUGACUACGUCAAGGUGGACAAUUUAGUGGAUCCUGCCGAUGGGUCCUCUAGCGGGCCGGAAGUUGGCAUGAGCAAACUAGAAAUCUGGAAUGAGCUGGACUCAUUGCGUUGGGAAAAGAAUCUCUUUGCGGCAGACGGAGAAGUUGAGGGUUGGGAGCCGGGGCGUGAUUUUAACAAGCGCAACGGGCACAAGACAUCUGAGAGGGGGGACAACUUUGGUUGGCGGUGGAAAGUCAAGGACGAGGGCACCUCAAUGCGCAUACUCGAUCUCACGCACCGCGACCUCAACGUCGUUUUCGACUAUCUCACCGGCUCCCGAAUGAAUGCUAUACCCUGUCUAGACGAAGAGCCCGAGCCUGACUACCAAGCCGUCCUUGUGCAAGACGCCAACCACCCAGGUUACGCCCUAAGCGACCUUUGGUCACAAUAUAAAUCUACAGCUCAAAUCGUCGCAAACGCCAACAUACGUUCCAGAGCUAAUGCCAGCUCAGGUCAAGGCGAAAUCGUCAGGUUCUCCUCCGUCGACCUUCCGGCGGGACCUUUGACCCUGCGUCCCAUCUUGGGCGCCUUCGCUGUCGGCCUUCGUUGGGUCGUCCAUUUCUCCAUGGACAUUAACCCUCCUUUUCGUGGCAACGUGUCCGGCAAACCACACUUUCCGCUCCUCGACCUGUGCUGGACGAUCGAACACCCAGACGACGAUUUCAACAGCCCACUCAAACCGACGUUACACAUCCCCGCGCACACCUUCGAUUCAGCCUUGAUCCGGCACUCAGAGGACCAAGUGCCGGUGUCGGUACAUCAUGUGCGCGCAUUGUACAAGUAUCUUCGACGCACCGACCCGCGUAAGUGGGCACGUAAGGGCCACAACGGGUUUGAGAAUUACUGGGAGGUGUAUUCGCGUGUGGAGGUCCGUGAUUCACCACCUGGUGUAAAGGUACCUGACCCGUGGGCUGGGGAACGCGAGCUGGACCCGGUCGCGCAGGUACAGAGAAGCGCAGGGAAGGUACUAGCUCACAUGUCGCUGCAAGGUCUAGAGGGAGAAACCCCGGAGCGAAAGGCGGGGAUUGUAAAGGUGCGAAAGAAGAUCUUGAAGGUGAUUGCGGGGUACCGGAAACUAGGCAUUGGGCAGGGGUAUAAUUUGGGAAAAUAG